AUGGCCAAAUGCCACGCCACUGCCACUCCUGUUGACAUGAAAGCCAAACUCUCUGCCACAGAGGGUUCUCCUGUUGCCAAUGAAACUGAAUACCGUAGUCUUGCUGGAGCAUUACAAUAUCUUACACUGACUCGACCAGAUAUUGCAUAUGCGGUCCAACAGGUCUGUCUUUUCAUGCAUGAUCCACUGGAACCUCAUCUUAACAUGAUCAAGCGAAUACUUCAUUAUGUCAAAGGCACCCUUGCUCAUGGCUUGCGCAUCCAUGCUUCCUUGCCGAAGUCGUUCACUGCUUACUCCGACGCCGACUGGGCCGGUUGUCCUGAUUCUCGUUGCUCCACCUCCAGAUACUGUGUUUACCUUGGUGACAAUCUCAUCCCAUGGUCAUCCAAGCGACAGACUACAGUUUCCUGUUCCAGUACGGAGGCCGAGUACUGCGCCGUCGUCCAUGCUGUUGCCGAAUGCUGCUGGUUACGACAGCUCCUUCUCGACCUGCAUCAUCCAUUUCACAGUGCUACCAUUGUCUAUUGCGACAACGUCAGUGCUGUCUACUUGGCUUCUAAUCCAGUCUAG
Molecule: messenger RNA, 570 nt
Organism: Phragmites australis (common reed)
Lineage: Eukaryota; Viridiplantae; Streptophyta; Magnoliopsida; Poales; Poaceae
Exons: 1
Coding region: 1-570 (189 amino acids)
Source: RefSeq, a predicted model, not a curated record